AUGAGCGACAUUUCUAAAACGCUGGUUGUUGAGACGACCUCUGAGAGCCGGGAGGAGUUCUUGGCUAGCUUCAGUUCGCAAGAGGAAAAACAGAUCCGUCGCAAGGUUAACAAGCGUUUUCUUUUACUAAUAGGUCUGAUGUACAUGGUUAAGCAGAUUGAUGUGAACAACGUCUCUAGCAUCAAAGUACUACAGGUGGGGAAGCAAUCCAACAUUCUCAAUGAGUUACAUAUGUCUGCCGACCAAUAUAACUGGGUAUCCUCAAUAUACAUGAUUGCAUACAUUAUCUUCGAGACACCAAGCAAUCUGCUUCUGAAGAAGAUGACUCCAAGGUUGUGGCAGACGCGAAUUUUCUUCACCUGGGGGAUUGUUCUAGCUUGUCAGGCUGCUGUACAAAACCGCCAGGGCUUACUCGCCUUGCGAUUUCUGUUAGCAAUGCUUGAGACUGGCUCCUAUCCAGGAAUCUUAACACAACUCAACUCGUGGUAUCCCAGCGACGAAAUGGCCACUCCUGUUGCGUGGCUACUAGGGAUAUCCCAAUGUUCAUCUAUUGUGGGCUCUCUGCUCUGUUACGGCAUCAGCUACAUGGAUGGCGUACGGGGACUGAGUGCAUGGCGGUGGGUGUUCAUCAUUGAGGGAAUCAUUACGGUUUUGUUCUCGGGUGUUAUAUUUCUGGUGCUGCCUGAUUACCCCAAAUCUCCGAGGAGCAGCAAAUGGCUCAGCCCACGCGAACAAGAAUUCAUCGAGGCUCGACUCGGUGAACGUGCUCCUAAAACAGCCGAUCCGGCCUUCAGCAAAAAAGAGAUACUCGCUGCUCUCCGAUCUCCCAUACAAUGGUCUUUCACCUUCUCCCAAAUGCUUAUCAAUCUCGGCAUGUACGCGCUGCAGUGGUACCUCCCCACCCUCACCACCAGCUUUGGCUUUACAAAGCUGCCGGCCAACCAGUUGCUCAACAUCCCACCGGCUGCCACGGGCAUCAUUGGUGUAGUACUGGGCGCAUUAGUCCUACGACAGGUUAGCUUUUCAAAGCCAAUUCAGUUGAUGGUGUAUAAUGCGGGAAUAAUCAUCGCCUUCAUUCUUUUCUUCGUUGUUUCCGCCGCACCUGGACUGUACGUCGCAUGCAUGUUAGGCACCUUCUUCGUCAACAUUUAUUACAUUCCCUUCAUCUCGUGGCGUUCAGCUACUAUGAGAGGGGCCACGGGAACAGCCUUUGCCUGGGGUCUUCAGAACUCCAUCGGCCAGCUUGGUGGUGUUAUUGGACCACAGUUGUUUCAAUCUAAGUGGGCGUAUAAUAGAUAUAAGACCAGUUUCGGUAUUGCUCUAGCGGGGGUCAUUACUGCCAUAGCGAGUAAUCUUGCCUGUUGGUGGUGGACCAAGAAGCAGGAAGAAGAGGAGUUGGAAUCUUCGUCUCCGCUGUGA
Messenger RNA from Penicillium expansum, 1419 nucleotides. Its product is annotated as Major facilitator superfamily domain, general substrate transporter. Gene Ontology annotation, biological process: transmembrane transport. The record is from RefSeq and is a predicted model, not a curated record. Lineage: Eukaryota; Fungi; Ascomycota; Eurotiomycetes; Eurotiales; Aspergillaceae. The transcript has 5 exons. The coding region runs from base 1 to 1419 and encodes 472 amino acids. Gene Ontology annotation, cellular component: membrane. Gene Ontology annotation, molecular function: transmembrane transporter activity.